AAGUAGGAAGCAGGCUGCUCUGUGAGCGAUGUGGGCUGGGUGCAGAGUGUCCAGCUCACAGGUGACGACCAAGGUCAGCUUCAGAACACACACCUGGCCUGACCAGUGCAAGAGUUUGGGCCCCUGUGACCUUGAGAGGGUGUAGACGCGACCCUCGUGCUCCUUUCCCCGCCAGCAUCCGGCCGCCCACACCACGCAGACGCGGCGAGCGCCCGCAGCCGGCCGGGAGACGGGGACAGAUGUCCACGAGCACCCACCAGCCGCCCCCACCACCCAGGCCGGCCGGAGCGACACCAUCACCACCUGCCACCUCCCCCGCCCACGCUACCCGCAGAGAUGGGAGGAAAGGGCAGCAGUCGCAGUCAGCAGAGGGCAGCAGCAGCAGCAGUAGCAGCGUCAGCGCCGCCGCCACGGAGCAGAGCGUUGAGGUUAACGGCAUGUCCGGUAGCGCCAGUACAACGACUGGCUCGCCACUGGUCAUACCACAGCCUUACCUGCACUACCUGCAGCUGCAGCAGCAGAUUUUGCAGCAACAACAACAACAGCAACAACAACAGCAGCAGCAGCAACAACAACAGCAGCAGCAACAGCAGCUUUCCUCUGUGGUUUCAAUGACGACGCCAGGGUCAGCCAAUCAGUGUGCAGAGCCCAAGGACGUGGAGAACAAUGGGCCGGGCUCAGGGUCGGCCUCUGUGAGUGGAGGCGGCCAGGGAGCGGAAGACGGCAGCGACGACAGUUUCGACCUGGACGACAGUACCUACGUGGACGACGACGGCUCAGAAAUCUCCCGCAAAGAUGCGAAGAAUCGGAUACGUCAUUCUGGUAGUGGCCGUAACAUCAACCAGUACGGGCGCGAGUUCACCAACGGCCGGCCCCUGCCUGACCACCUCCGUGUACAGAUUCUCCAGCUGGCCCUCCAGGGAAUCCGGCCGUGCGAGAUCAGCCGGCAGCUGCAGGUGUCCCACGGCUGUGUCAGCAAGAUCCUCAACCGGUACCGCAAGACUGGCAGCAUCAACCCAGGCCAGAUUGGUGGCAGCAAACCCAAGGUGACCACCCCGGACGUGGUCAGUAUGGUCAAGCAGUACAAGCUGGACAACCCGCAGAUGUUUGCCUGGGAGAUCAGGCAGAAACUGCUACAGGACAGUGUUUGCUCCGAGAAGAACAUUCCUAGCAUUUCUUCCAUCAAUCGCAUCAUCCGCGACAAAACUCUGGCACACCGCAGGGGAUUUGACUUGAGUGGAGAGGGAGAUGAGAUGGACGAGCUGGGGCUGGAUGCGGAAGCUAUGCAGCGGUACAUCGCCACCAUGCCCCACGUGUCGGGGGAGAUGUCCUUCCAGCCCGGGUCGCCGGCCAACAACUCGCGCAGCCCCCGGCCCGACACACAGCCCAGGAGACAGGCCGCGGGAGGGGGAGAGGCCAGCCAGGAGGUCAAGGCCGAAGAUUUAACGGAGAAACCGUCGUCGGAGAGCUCGGACACUGUGGACGGGGAAUCUGGGUCAAAGACGAGGGUUGUGGUGGAGGAGUCGAGUCUCGAUCUGAGCAUGAGUUCGGCGGCGUCCGUGUCGCUGGCGACCGUGGGGAGAGGGAAGGAUUCGGUGAAGGAGGAGCAGGGGGAGGUGACAGUGCUGUCGUCUGUGGACAGCCCGGUGUGUGUUCUGACCAUUGGUUGUGAUGAGGACAAUGAGGGCGAGGAUUGCGUUGUGCACGACCUGACGGCACCCGCCGCAGUCAAACCCGACUCGGACCUGGCUUCUCCUCCGAUGAGCCAUCUCGUGACGGAGAAGGAAGUGUUGGUGCUGAACUUUAGUAAAGGGGAGAUUUCUACCAUGAAGGGAAAUGGUAACACUAAUGCUAGUGUGAAGAAAGAGAAGGAACCCGAGCGGCUGGAGGUAGAUCUAAGUAGGAAAAAGCUGCCGUCGUCGUCGUUAUUAUCAGCAGCAAGUGCCUCGGAUGUGGUUAGUGCUGCGGGGAGUGUGGAGAUCAGUUCUGGUGGCAGUGGUGGUGGUGGGGGUAGUGGUAGUGGUGGGGGUGGUGGUGGGGGUAGCACAACGGCAACUGUGGAGCCCAGCCGGAAAUCAAAAUCGGAGAGCUCUCGACCGAGUCUAAGCGAAGUCAUAUCAAAUUUAUCUCACGGUGCUUCAUUGUUGAACGAGCUGGUCGUGUCGCAGCAGUCCUCCUCCUCCUCCUCCUCGUCGCUGCCAUCUUCCUUGUCUUCUGUUUUGUUUGAUAAAGUUAGUGCCAUGUCCCAGUUGUCUGAAAACAUAGGGCAGAAGUUGGCGGCCAAGUCUUUGGCUUUACCCGAGAGUGGAUCGUCAAAGCUGGCCUCUCCGUUAGGCGGGGAGACUUCUAAAGGGACAGCACCCAGCAGUGUGGAAGAGGAUCCGGUUGUUGUUGUCGCGGCGUCUUCCCCAGCGCCCGUGAUGGUUCUCGGCCAGUCAGGUUUGGUUUCCCUGCCAGGAAAACAGCCUGCACUUGCCAAGUCUCCUCACCAUCACCCGGCGGUCGCGGCCAGCCCAGUGGCGAACGAGACUCCAGCUGCUGUUGUGGUUCAACAACAACAACAACAACCGCAACCUGUGAAACGACGGCCACGUAAGUCUGCUGCCUCUGCUGCUGUGACCGGUAGUGGUGUUGGCGACAUGUCCACAUCCAGUGCGCCCCACCCCCACGCCAGCAGCCCGCGGCAGGCCUCAGCAGGCGGUGGGUCGGCCCACGCCACGCCCACCACGACCCCGACCAGCGCCCCGACCACCCCGAGACCGGCCUCCAACGCCAGCAGCUCCACCACAACCGCUGCAGCGACUGCCGCCACAAACCCGACCCUGUUCCCUGGGAUCCCGCUAGGCUAUGACAAGUUCGGCAUGCUCCCCGCCGUCUACGACUACAACCUCCCCGAUCGGGGCCUCACCUCGGCCGUCAUGGCCAACACGCGGUUCGCUCCCCCCCACCUGGCCGGCUCCCAGCCCUUCAUGAUGAGUUACUUCCCCCUGCAGCCUGUGUGGGGAGGGGCGGGCACGGUGGCCAUCGCAGCGGCCGCGGCAGCUGCUAACCUGAGUGUCCCCACACCCCUGGAUCUCUCCUCUCCCAGUAAAGACGGUGGAAAAAAUAAACCCGAUCCCGUGGAGAAACCACCAGCCGAAGCUUCCAAUAACCGCAGCAGCAGCAGUAGUAGCAGCAGCAGCAGCAAAGAGAUGGGUGGCGGGAAAUCAGCGGGUGUCAGCGGCGCGCAGAGACAGGGGAAGGAGGUGACGCGGCGAGCCUCGCGCAGCUCUCAGUCCAAACAGGCGAGGAACCAGGCACGCAGCGCGACAGCGGAGAAGCACUCGAGCGGCAAGUUUGUAGAAAAACAAGGGGAGAGCACUAAGGUUGUGUGGGAUGGUCAAGAGUCGGUGAAGGAGAACUCGAUGUCCUCCAUGUCCAUGCAAGAAAACGUGUCGAAGGUUCAGCACGAAGUGAGUCUGCCGAAGCCCAAGUACGAGAAGAAUCUUCUGUUGUUCGGCGACCAGGAAGUGGAGAUUAUGUCGGUGGGGAAGCUGCGGUGGGUGGUGAGGAACGAGGCGGACCUGCUGAGAAUCGCACAAGCCAACCUCAAGUCUAGUCAGGCGUGCGACUCGGCCACAGUGGUGCUGGAGGCCAACUCCUCCACGGUCCACUCGUCGUGCGGGGAGGGGGCGGGCGGGCUCAGGUCUGACCGCUCAGACUGCCCAGUGUCCAGCUCGGUGCGCCGGGAAGAGAUGGAGCAAGAGGACGCUCCGCAACACCUGUCCUCCAACUCCUCCCCCACACAGGGGUCGCCCGCGGUGCAGCUGUUGAAGAGCGUGGCACUGGGCGGCCGCAAACAGGAAGAGAAAGAUCUGCACAGUUGCUGCCCCUCCCCCCCGGCCAGUAAGAGAGCCAGGCUAGACGUGGGCGGCGGCACCGGCCACAAAGGAAAAGACUCUGUGUCGCUGGACGUGACGAGCGCAAAGAGUGCUCUCCUUUCCCCCGCGAGGGAAGACGCCGCGGCUUCUGCUGCUACCAGCUUGCCAAACUUCCUCAUCGACUCGGCCGUCUCCAGCAACAACAACAACAACAACAACAUCUCAUCUCACUUUGCUUCCUCAUCUCCGCCAUCCGCCACUUUAGUCGCCAGGGUGGCGUCGAACCCCAACCUCUCCGCGUCUUCUGGCUUGUCAGCACGCGCACAACAGCCCCCGUCCUGCUCCCUGUCGCAACCACCCUCCCUAAGUAUUGGAGCGCUGUCACUGCUGCCCAGCGGUCAAGCCUCCCAGAUCCUGUCCUCCUCCUCCCCUCUACAGCUGAGCCGACAGAGGCAGAAGUUGUCGGCGUGCGAGGUCAUGGAGGAGAAAAGCGAGGGGCGCGUGGGCUCGCCCGAGUCGGACUGCCCACCCCGAGAAAGCUGCCUGAGCGACAUCAAAGCUCUGAUCAGCAACUGUAAGUCCAAGCCCAAAGCCAUGGUGGAGGUGGACUCGCCACGCGGCCACAGCCUCCACUCGCACUCGGCUGUCGAUAAAGUCAUCUCAAAGGCCAGUCCCGAGGACGAAGCCAUCUCCAAAGAGUAUUCUCUCCUGUCCAGCAUGCUGAAGUCUGCGCACUAAUUGGAUUUUGUGAAGAACUCUUUGUGUGUUUUCUUCCAGUUAUGGAUUUUGGGGGGGGUUGUUCAAGAGUUGUAGAGCGCAUAGCACAUUCUGCACAGCGUGGUUGUUGUGCGCCAUGUAAAUGCCAUUAUUAUUAAAAUUUUGGAGAUAAUAAUUUUUUUGUAAUUAAAGAAACGCUUUUAGAGUAGGUAGUCUGUGACAUAACAUUGCUGGGUUUUCUUUUACUUAGCGAAUAUAAACCUACUAGAUGUUUGCUUUGGAACCAAGUCAGGAGGCCGGCAGUCAGAGUCGAGUGCUACCCCGGCUGUUAGACAGGAUCGGAGUCCUUUUUUUGGGUGUAUAUUGGUAGUUUUGACUGCUGGGCUUUUGCAUUGUCAGAGGAUAUAUAUAGAAUAUAGAUAGAAAGUCCUGGCUCCUAUGCUAACAUAUUAUGUAUGUUCAUAGCUUUUAUGGUAAUGUGAAUUUUUAGUUUCAAACAUGGACUUGAGUUAGAAUAUUCUAGGCCAGGCACUGUUUUGGAUGCUACUUUUUGUUCCCUAUGAAAACGUUGCUGGUUAGGACAGCACCUGGACAUGGAUUGCUCUAUAAAUAAAUUAUUGAUAGUCAGGAAAGCGUUGCGUUGCUUCUCCGGUGCAUACCAUUUGCGCACAAAUGAAGGGCAGCACACAGGGAUGCCAAAUCUACGUUUUGUUCCUGCUUUUUUUCUCCUACACUUGCAAAGGAAAGGGGAGAGAUA
Molecule: messenger RNA, 5334 nt
Organism: Aplysia californica (California sea hare)
Lineage: Eukaryota; Metazoa; Mollusca; Gastropoda; Aplysiida; Aplysiidae
Product: Pax-beta paired domain protein
Exons: 7
Coding region: 240-4598 (1452 amino acids)
Biological process (GO): anatomical structure development; regulation of transcription by RNA polymerase II
Molecular function (GO): RNA polymerase II cis-regulatory region sequence-specific DNA binding; DNA-binding transcription factor activity, RNA polymerase II-specific
Source: RefSeq, a predicted model, not a curated record